This is a messenger RNA of Caenorhabditis briggsae, 369 nucleotides long. The record is from RefSeq and is a predicted model, not a curated record. Bases 1 to 369 code for a protein of 122 amino acids. Lineage: Eukaryota; Metazoa; Nematoda; Chromadorea; Rhabditida; Rhabditidae. The transcript has a single exon.
AUGGGUUCCACUGAAGCAUCCUCAUCGGAUACCGUCAUCGUGCUCAUUGUUAUCCUUCUCGGCAUUGCCAUUCCAAUUAUCAUCUUCUGGGUGCUCAUCAUCUGGUGUUCUCGUCGUAAGAGAAAGAGGAUGGCCGCAUUCAGCAAGGCUGCUGCUCAACCCGAUCCAGUCGCUGAUGAUCCGGAACCUGCAGCUCCCGCCAAUCCUGCUGCUCCCUCUCCUGCGUCAGGUGCUAAAGAUGGAGAAGGUGCAGCUGCAAAAUCUGGAAAAUCGGCGAACAAGUCUGUAGAAGGAGCAGCAAAAUCCGGAAAAUCUGAAGUGAAGUCUAAGGAGCAGACUCAGUCGGGAGCUGAUCCAAAUGAUGAGUAG